AUGAAAUUAUUGGUGCUAGCGGCGUUCAUCGCCGUCGUCUCUUCAGGCCGUCUGAGUAAACAACAGCCUGAGAGCCAGCAAGAAUUUGCUUGGCAAACUGGCAAACAGUACCGCUACGAUGUCAACUCUCAUACAUUAACCCGCAUUCAUGAGGGUACCAGCCCUGGCAGUGCUUUCAAGGCUCACUUCAUCAUUCGCGUCAAGUCUCCAGGCCACUUACAAGCUAAGCUAGAGGAACCUCAAUAUGCACAGUUCCAUCAAAAUUUACGUAACAAAAUCUUCUUGCCUGAUGACCUUAAAUAUAAGUCAGUACAAAAUCUUGAUAAACCUUUCGAAAUCAUUGUCGAAGGUGGUCGCUUCCAAUCAAUGAAUUUGCCUUCUUCUUUUUCGGUCGCACACGAGAAUUUACUUAAAGGUCUAAUUAGCGCUCUGCAGGUAGAUUUAUCUUCUCACCGUCACCUCCAUAGUACUGACAAUUUUGAUAAAGAACGCCAACAGGGUCUGUUCAGGAAGUUCGAAACAGACGUUACCGGUGACUGUGAAACACUGUACUCUGUUUCACCUGUAGCCGCUGAUUGGAGACGAGAACUACCACAAUUUGCUUCAGAAGAAGACCCAAUGGAGAUUUCUAAGAGCAGGCACUAUGGAAAUUGCCACCAUCGCGUAGCUUACCACUUUGGUGUUCCGGAAGGUGCUGAAUGGACAGGAACUGCACACAAAACCAAUGAGAGGCAGUUUAUCUCGCAUAGUUCUGUCGCUCGUAUGCUUGUUGGUAAGCAAGGUCCCAUCUACAAAGCUGAAACGACCAGCUAUGUUCACGUGCAUCCUCAUGUGUAUGGAAAACAAAAAGCUGAAGUUCACAGUCAUGUUAAACUUGCGCUCGUUUCUAUUGAACGAGACAAUGAUGUUGAAUGGCAGAAACCUGAAGGACAUCGACAAGUUACGACUUUACUUUUUGCCAUGACGACCAAACAACAUAAUAUUCACGGUCUGUCACCCUCACCGUUGCAAUCUUCGGAAGAAUCCCAUGAAUCCAAUGAACAUACAAAGGUGUCAUUCGAAGAAUCUCAAAAUGAAGCUCAACGAUCUGAAAGCUCCAGUUCCAGUGACUCAUCAUCAACAUACAGAAAUGAUGAUAUGCCAAAUAUAAACGAACCAGUAUAUGCUGCCAUGUACUUGGAUUCCGAAUCUCAUAGUGAUAAAAAACAAAACCCCAUGAAUGCCCAGAAAUUACUUUUAGACAUGGCUCAACAGUUACAAAAUCCAAACAACUUACCUAAGGCCGACUUCCUUAGUAAAUUUAACAUCCUUGUCCGUGUUAUUGCUUUAAUGAGCUCAGAGCAGUUGGCCCAAACAAGUCACAGUAUCGAAGUAGCCAAAACCUCAAACAAUUUUGUUAAAGCUGACAUGUGGAUGAUUUACCGUGAUGCUAUGAUCCAAUGUGGGACGCCUCCUUCCUUCCAACAAUUCAUAAAAUGGGUUAAGAGUAAGAAAAUACACGGUGAAGAGGCCGCUCAGGCUGUUGCUUCUUUAGCUAAAACGCUGCGUUAUCCUACCAAGGAAAUAAUGACACAGUUCUUCGAUUUAGCCAUGAGUCCUGAGGUCCAGGAACAGAACUUUUUCAACUCUAGCGCAUUGAUUGCUGCCACGACAUUUAUACGUUUGGGUCAAGUAAACAAUGAGACAGCUCGGAACUACUACCCUAGCCAGAUGUAUGGACGCUUAGCCCCUGUACAUGAUCGAUUCGUUCUCGAUUACGUUCUUCCUCAACUAUCUGAAAAACUAAAACAUGCUCUACAAAAAGAUGAAAGAAGCAAAGCCAUGCUGUAUAUUAAAGCUAUCGGUAACUUGGGUCACCGUGAGAUCUUGCAGGUUUUCGCGCCUUACUUAGAAGGUCAUUAUCAAGUGUCCACUUACCUUCGGGUGCAAAUGAUUUCAGAACUAAGAUUUCUGGUCGAUCAGAAUGACAAAUAUAUACGAGAUGUACUUUACACUAUCAUGAGAAAUACUGCUGAAGCUUAUGAAGUCAGAGUUGCUGCAGUCCUGAAUAUGUUUAGGGCUAACCCAACGACGGUUAUGAUGCAGGUGAUGGCUGAAAUGACAAUUCAUGAUCCUAGUAUCCAUGUGCGUGCUGCUCUUAAGUAUGGUAUCGAAACAGCAGCCAACUUAAAGGAUCCCCGUUAUUGGAAUUUAUCAAAAUCAGCCCAAGCUGUCAAGGACUUAGUAACACCAGAUGACCUUGGUGUUUGGUACUCCAAUGCAGUGUUUUUCGAUAACUACGACAGUAAUGAAUAUGAGAACGACCCAUAUUUCCGUGAGAUAUCUUAUAUCGGUAGUGAAGACGGCGCCGCACCUAAAAAGGAAAGACUUACAUGGAGGUAUAAAAUUGGUGGAUUAGCUGCUGAAAAUAAUGUUGAUUGGUCAUUCUCUAGUGCUAAAGAUUUUGCAGAUUACAUUAAGCAGAUGAUCUUCGAACCUCGUAAAUCUGAUGCUCUGCAUAGAUAUUCUGCUAAAAAGAUUUCUGAAAUGUUAAAUAUCAAACACAACAAGCCAGAUGAACUUGAAAGUUCUUUCUACAUUGAAACUUUAAACCAUGAGAGGUUCUUAGCAUUGGAUGCAGUAGAUUUAAAAAAAUUGGCACUGGACGUUGGCGAAUAUUUCAAAGAAAUGGAAAAAGGUGUUGAGAUGCGUUACACCAAGGUUUUCAACGCAAAACAAAUAUCUGUUAUGUUCCCCAUCGCUACAGGUGUCCCAUUCAUCUACAAGUAUAAGGAACCCGUUCUUGUACAUAUCUACAGUAAAGCCAGCGGUAAAAUAAACAAUGACAAAAAGGAUGUAUCUGCUAAAAUGAAUAAAGAAGUAAUGUUUACAGUAGCCGCGAACGUUGACGGUAGCGUUGGCUUUACAGAUACCUUUAGUAACCAGUUAGCAAGUGCUGGAGUUGUUAAGAAAUACCAACUUAACGUUCCUAUUAAAAUGACCAUUGAAGCAAAAUCUGGCGAAUUUAAAAUGAGGGCAGAGCCCUUGCGACCAAAUCAAGACACAACCAUUGUUCAUUUCAGUAUGUGGCCAUACUCUACCAUACAGAAGAAAGAUUCUUUGACACCCAUUUCACAAGACCCUUCAACAAAAUUAGUCCAGCGGCCUAAGAAAGUGUCGAACACCGACUUCAAAUUUGGUCAAGAAAUUGGCAAUAUUUUCCAUAUUCAAGGAUAUUCUUUCUCCAAAAACUUUAGACAUGCGAAUAAUCCACUUCAAGCUCUGUUUAACAUCGGCGAUUUUCUUAAAAUAAAUGAUCUGGCUCAAACUCAUUACAACAUAAGAUAUCUUGGCAAGCAGUCGAAGAAUAAGGCGAUGACAUUUACAGCUGUCUAUGACGAAUAUUACAACCAACAACAAGGUGGUGAAUUUGGACAAGCUAAAAAGACUAAUGAUUUCAAAGCAAACAGUAAAGCCCGUCGAGAAGAAAUGGCAAAACAGGUUUCCUUAGGUUUACAUACAGCUGAAGCCUCAGUUUUAGACUUAAGUGCUAGAUUUGAAGGUUCACAGGAAGAAGAGUAUCUACUCACAGCAGCAUUUUCUUAUAGCCCUGUACAACGUAAAAAUCAAGCUGCUAUUUUCCUUGGAAGAACUUCUGUACAGCAUGGACACGAGCAAAUUAAUGCUAUCGUUAAGGUUCACAACCCUGAGUUGACACCUCUAAACUUCUUUGAAUCUCUCAAAAAUAACAAAGAGGCGACUUUCGAAAUUGAUGUUAUGUGUGGACUAAAUGGAAAUAUUCAUAUACAGUCAAACUCGGAACGUAGCCAGAAAUACACGCAACAGCUGAAACGUCACCCCAUGGCACAUGAGUGUGGACAAGAAAUGAAUAAAAACAAUCAAUACCAAUUAGCUUGUCACAAGAUGCUUGUGAGAUCUCAUGCUCCUGAUCAUAUUAAAACUUCUGUAACCUACAAAAAUUUAAGCCCUGAAUUCUUAUAUAUAGCGUCUCAAGCCUAUGAAAUUCUUGAACCACUGAAUGCUGACCCUAACCCACUGAAUAAGGUAGCUGAUGGCAAACUAGAGUUAGAAGCGGAAGCAUCGUAUAAUGCAAACAGUCUAAGCUUUAACAUGACUUCAUCAAAAGGAAUAUUACGUUUCGAAAAUGUACCUAUACCAGAUUUUGCACCCUACCUGAUGUCUUCAUAUUCACCGUUCAGCGCCAUGAGCGGAUUUGAACACUUUGCUAAUUUCAAAACCAACGACAGAUAUCAGCCUUUCUGUACAGUUGACGGUGUAAAAGUAAAGACCUUCAGUAGUCGCUCCUAUGAAUAUGAAUUAUCGCGUUCCUGGCACGUUGUGAUGCAGCAGGAAGACUGUAAGGAACGAGGCAAAUGGGAUGAAUUAGUAAUCCUGUCUAGAAGACCUAGUGCGAAACAACAACAAGUUUACAUUUCCCAUAAGACCGAGACGGGUCACGAUCUCGAAAUAGAUAUUCAUCCUUCAGCCGCAAACAACAAAGCUGAUGUGAAGGUUAAAACUAAUGGUAAGAAGAUCUCCGAUGGCAACCUUACAACUUACUGGGACGACGCUGCAGAAGCACCUCUCUUACAAUACUACAUACACCCUGAUGGUGUACUCUUGCUGAACAUCCGCAAUGGACAUCUUCGUAUUAUGUUCGAUGGACAACGACUGGUUGUUUCAACUUCUGAAUACCGUAAAAGCACGAGAGGUAUUUGUGGUCGUAACACUGGUGAGCCCCGAGACGAUUUUGAAACUCCCAAGGGCCUGGUUGAUCAGCCCGAAUAUUACGGAGCGUCCUAUUCUUUAGAUGACGAAAGCAGUGACCCUAAGACACAAGAAUGGAAAAAAGAAGCUCAGAAAAAUGCUUACCAAGCCAAAACAAAGUAUACGAAAAUUCUAAGGUCAGCUUCGGAGUGGAAACAACCCUGGGGAAAGCAUGAAGAAAAUAAAAGCGUUUACAGGACUAGGUGCUACGAUAAACAACGUGGGAAAUGUCAAGUACAUCAGCAGGUGCAGUACCACGAGAACCAUAGAGAGAUCUGUAUAACUAAUACACCUUUGGAUUCUUGUCAGUCCCACUGCCGCGGUGAGAACUACCAUGUUAAAUCCGUUCAGGUGAUUUGCAAAUCAAAAUCUGACAAACAGUUCAAGUUGUACAAGGAUCAAAUCAAACAGGGGCAAAGUCCUAAAGUAUCGGGAGUAACUAAACAAGAACAAUACAGAGUGCCGACCUCAUGUAAACCAUAA
Molecule: messenger RNA, 5250 nt
Organism: Arctia plantaginis
Lineage: Eukaryota; Metazoa; Arthropoda; Insecta; Lepidoptera; Erebidae
Source: the annotation of a GenBank genome assembly